Molecule: messenger RNA, 624 nt
Organism: Oldenlandia corymbosa var. corymbosa
Lineage: Eukaryota; Viridiplantae; Streptophyta; Magnoliopsida; Gentianales; Rubiaceae
Source: the annotation of a GenBank genome assembly
AUGGUUAAGCACAACAAUGUUGUUCCAAGCUCCCAUUUCAGGAAGCAUUGGCAAAACUAUGUUAGGACUUGGUUUAACCAACCUGCACGCAAGACCCGGAGAAGAAAUGCUAGGCAGAAGAAGGCUGUGAAGAUCUUCCCUAGGCCAACUGCUGGACCUCUCCGUCCUAUUGUCCAUGGCCAGACUGUGAAGUACAACAUGAAAGUCAGAGCUGGAAGAGGUUUUACUUUGGACGAGCUCAAGGCUGCUGGUAUCCCUAAGAAACUUGCCCCAACUGUUGGGAUCUCAGUGGAUCAUCGCCGCAAAAACAGGUCAUUGGAAGGCUUUCAGGCUAAUGUGCAGCGUCUCAAACUUUACAAGGCCAAUUUGGUUGUCUUCCCAAGACGCACAAAGAAAUUCAAGGCUGGUGACUCUGCCCCAGAGGAAUUAGCAACAGCUACCCAAGUCCAAGGUCCAGUCUUGCCCAUUGUUCCUGAGAAACCAACCGCGGAGCUUGUUAAGAUAACUGGUGACAUGAAGUCAUUCAAGGCCUACAACAAGCUGCGAUUGGAGAGGAUGAAUGCUCGCCACCUUGGUGCUAGGUUGAAGAGGGCAGCAGAGGCUGAGAAGGAGGAGAAGAAGUAA